GCGCCUCCCGGACACGGCAGUGAGAGUGGUGGAUGAGGAAACGCGGCAGCAGCGGCAGUGUUUCGGCUCCUCUCCGCCUCACCGUGACUCGGAGCUUCGGAGCCCGGCAGCGGUUAGCAUGUGGCUAACCGCCGCUGCUCUCCCACCGACGAACACAGCGUGGCGCGGGACAGCGGUUCAAACCCGGAAGCGACCUGAGUGUCCAGCUGCUGUUCAGGUUCUGCUGUCCAGCCUCAGGUGUGCCAGAGAAGAACCGUCACCUCCAGAAACAGGACGGUGGACCAGCAUGUGCCCCGCUGAACCCUGACCCUGUGGGGCUUCGUCUGAAUGCCUGUCCUGAGCUCUGCUGUGGAGGCGUCCUCUCUUCACCUGGACGCUGUAGAGGCGUCCUCUCUUCACCUGGACCCUGUGGAGGCGUCCUCUCUUCACCUGGACCCUGUGGAGGCGUCCUCUCUUCACCUGGACGCUGUAGAGGCGUCCUCUCUUCACCUGGACCCUGUGGAGGCGUCCUCUCUUCACCUGGACGCUGUAGAGGCGUCCUCUCUUCACCUGGACGCUGUGCCUGAGUCCAGAGGUCUGAGCGAUGUCGCAGUGGAAAGCGUUCUUCAGCCACGGUCUGGGUCAGCUGCGCUGGUCGAACACGGUGGUCCAGGCCUUGGCUCUGACCGUGGUCACGUUCUGUGUGGUCCUUCCUCUGUGCUGCCACCGCCUGCUCUACUCCUACUUCUUCAUCCGGUCCAUGUACCUGGACUCCAUGAGUGAGCAGGUCCUGCAGGACAGCUACCUGCGGGGUCAAGACGCCCUCCGUUUCUGGCAGAGUCUGGCGCCGCUGGGGUUCCGAAACGUUUCGAGGCGGCCCGACCUGCUGGUGACCGUGGUGACGGCCAGACGUAGCGACGGCCGGGACUUCCACUACCUGCUGCAGGUGAUGCGGCAGCUGAGCGCGGCGGCGGGGAGCUGCGGGCCGCGGCGCUGCGCAGAAGUCCUCGUCUGCGACGUGGAGAACGGUCCCCUGGACAACCAGGACGCCAGGCUGCUGGAGCCCCAUUUCAGGGUGGUCCGGCGGUCCCAGCAGGAGCAGCGGCUGAAUAAAGAGCGAGUCAACACUUUUGAGAAGGAGAAGAGGGACUACGUGUUCUGCCUGCGCCGGGCCUGGGCGCUGGUCAAGCCCAGGAACAUGGUGGUUCUGGAGGACGACGCUCUGCCCAGACCGGACUUCUUCCUGGUCGUUAAACACCUGCUGUCGCGCCGCUUCGCCCUCCAGACUCUGUACAUCAAGCUGUACCACCCCGAGCGGCUGCAGCGCUACUGGAACCCGGAGCCGUACCGCCUGCUGGAGUGGCUGGGGCUGGGCGUGGUGGGCGCCACCGCCCUGCUGCUCAGCUUCCCCUACUGGAACCCCUGCUCCUUCUCCUUCAGCCUGUCGGCCUGCCACCUCGUCUUCUUCACGCUGUACUUCAUGGCCGCCGCCGAGCUGCUGGGGCGCCACUACCUGCUGGAGGCCCGGCGGCUGUCCCCGCAGCUGUACGCCGUCAACCCGGCCACCGAGUGCUGCACGCCGGCCAUGCUGUUCCCCGGGAACACCUCGCUGCGGGUGGCCCAAUACCUGGACGCCUCCUUCUGCGUCAAGGGAAACGCCAAAGACAUGGUGAUGUACCAGAUGGCCCGGGCCCUCCCUGGAGGACGCUCUCACAGCGUGGAACCCAACCUCAUCAGCCACAUCGGGGCCUACUCCUCCGUCAGGCCCAACCCGGCCAGACCCAAGCUCCUCUGACCCGAAGACCUGGUCCUGACGGGUCUGCCUGUCGCUGUACUGGCAGGACGCCUUUCCACUGGAACCAGGAGGGUGCUCUGGUCAUUGGCAGAACGCUGACGGCGUUCUCUCCACGCUGGGGGCUUGCUGGUGGUCCUGACGCCACUCAGGCGGAUGUGGAAGGAUCGACCGUUGACCGCUGGGUGGAGGGUUGGUCAGCGAGCAGAAAGCCGUUUGCUCUGUUUUUCUGUUCAUUGUGUGAAGUUUGAUGGUGAGCCUAACAACCCCUUCCUGAAUAAAUAUGACCUUUAAAUGACCUCUGAGGUGGAACUAUGGAGCAGCUUGAGUUGCAUCUUGACCCCAGUCAGGAAGGCAGUCUGGUUCACCAGCUGAUUCCAGAACCUCCACCAGGUUUUAAUCGCGAGAAGAAACGUGACUUUGCAAAAUUUUCAAUGAUCAACACCCCGUGAUGACCAGCAGGGUGUCACAGCUCUGCUCCUCUGAAGGCCUGGAGUCCCGUCUGCUGCACCUGCAACCUGCAGCGUGACCCUUUGUCACCCACAAUGCACCUGCACCCCCACCCCCCACACCACCCACAAUGCACCUGCAUCCCACACCCUUCACUCCACCCACCCUCACUCCAUCAGCCUUCACCCCACACACAAAUGGGAGUGUGUUAUGAGUGUCUCAGGUGUGGUUGAGAAUUGGGUUUAGUGCCCCCCCCCCCCCCACACACACACACACACACACACACCCCACCACCCCCCCACCACCUGGCCCAGUGUAUUUGAAGUUGCGGGCGGUGCCAGGCUGCCAGGUCUCUGAGAGAGUUGUGUUUUCCUCCAAAGCCAGCAGAGCCUUUCAUGGCUUCAGAGAUGCUGAUUACAUGCUGAUCUUUUAUUUUCUGCUCUUUGUUUCAGAAAUGCUGAUUUUUGUUUUGUUUUCUGCUUCAGAGAUGCUGUGAUGAAAUGCUGGUUUUUUGUUUUCUGCUCUGUGUUUCAGAGAUGCUGUGAUGAAAUGCUGGUUUUUUGUUUUCUGCUCUGUGUUUCAGAGAUGCUGUGAUUAAAUGC
Messenger RNA from Salarias fasciatus (jewelled blenny), 2823 nucleotides. It is a transcript of the gene pgap4, whose product is annotated as post-GPI attachment to proteins GalNAc transferase 4. Gene Ontology annotation, cellular component: Golgi membrane. Gene Ontology annotation, molecular function: glycosyltransferase activity. The record is from RefSeq and is a predicted model, not a curated record. NCBI's taxonomy places the organism in Eukaryota, Metazoa, Chordata, Actinopteri, Blenniiformes, Blenniidae. The transcript has 2 exons. The coding region runs from base 584 to 1774 and encodes 396 amino acids. Gene Ontology annotation, biological process: GPI anchor biosynthetic process.